Messenger RNA from Colias croceus (clouded yellow), 2138 nucleotides. RefSeq names its product suppressor protein SRP40-like (gene Hexim). Bases 250 to 1263 code for a protein of 337 amino acids. Gene Ontology annotation, biological process: negative regulation of transcription by RNA polymerase II; negative regulation of cyclin-dependent protein serine/threonine kinase activity. The record is from RefSeq and is a predicted model, not a curated record. NCBI's taxonomy places the organism in Eukaryota, Metazoa, Arthropoda, Insecta, Lepidoptera, Pieridae. Gene Ontology annotation, molecular function: cyclin-dependent protein serine/threonine kinase inhibitor activity; 7SK snRNA binding. The transcript has a single exon. Gene Ontology annotation, cellular component: nucleus; nucleoplasm; cytoplasm.
AUAUGUGCAAAUCCUACCUACGCUGGAGGCUCCUUCGCGGUGUAAAAUUGUUUAGACUUUUGAUAAAAGUCAAAUAUGGCGAACUUGAGUAUUGUGGUGUCUAAUAGUGAACAGUUUUCUGUGAGAUUUGGUGUUUUAUCCUAAAUUCAUACAGUAUAUUUGUGAAGGCUUUAAUUCUGUGAGUUAUUGUGGGAUUUGUUUUGGUAAAUUGACUGUAUUUAUUGCAUUAAUUUGGUUUCCGAAAUAUAAAUGGAUGUAAAUAACAUAAUAUCCGAAAUAAAAGAUGGCGAUCCGCCGCGAUCUCUGGUUUUGAUAGAAGCGCCCUCUAUUAUAAGCAUAACAAAACCUAAAUCAGACGGCAACGCUAAAAAAAAGAGACGUCGCGGAAAAACAAAGCGGCAAAUAAUGAAACCGUAUCUCAAGAUUUCUUGGCAAGAAAGAAGAAAAAAUGAAGUCCGAAGUAAUUCUAAAAGAAACAAGCGAUAUCGUAAAAUUGUCUUGGCUAAAACCCAGGCACCCUGUAAUAACAAUCAGUUUCUAAUGGAAAUCCACAAACCAGAACCGGAGAAUAGUUUUAAUAUCUUCCGAACACCAUCGGCUCGUACUCGUGACUCUAGUUUUAGCGUCGAUUCUGAAGAAAAUUACUUUUUUUCAUUACCAGAAGAUGAGGAAGAAUAUUUAACAAAGGAAUUUUCUAGUGUUUAUGAAGAUGCACAGUGUGAAAGGUUAUCAAAUAUGUCCAAAAAUGAACUCAUUGAAGAAUAUCUUAUUUUGGAAGCAAAGUAUGAUACCCUUCUAAAAAGGACUGAGCGUUACAAUGGAAGGGAUAAUGAAGAGGAGAAAACUGCUGCCAUUCCAGACAAAGAAGUGCCUCCAGAAAAAAGCAAUGACCUACUUGAGAAGGAUGCCUCUGUAGGGUCACUUUUACCAGGUCCAACAGAAGAGCAAUCAAUGUCUGACAUCUUGCAACGUUUGAAGCAACAAGAAGAGAGAAUUAAUGAACUUGAGCAAGCUAAUGAGAAGUUGAAAGCUGAAAAUGAACAUUACCAGCACCAGGCCCAGAAUACCAGUGAGGAUUCAGAAAGUGAUAGUUCGUCUAGUUCAGAUAGUUGCAGUAGUUCCAGCUGUUCAAGUCCAGAGCAUGAUGUUGACGAUACCAUUAAUGGCACAGAACCAGCAGUACAUAUGAAUGGGGAUGAUGACUCUGACAAUGUUCACUGUGAACAGCCACUUGUUAAUGGAUUCCAUAAACCUACAGAAUAGGUAUUUUUAAUCUAUUCUUGACACAAGAGUUACAAUCCAAUCUUCAGGUUGUAAUCUGUUUAGUUGUAAUCAUAAUACAUAUACAUGAUAUAUCUCAUUAAUGCACAACUUAAUUCUGAUCAUGUGUAUUUAGAAUUCACAUGAUCAUUUUAAACUACACAAUUUAAUAAUAAGCUAGUGAUUAUAAUAGGCCCCUUAAACUCUUUGUAAGUUGAAAUCUUUUAGAAAUAUGAUUUAUUUUAUGGACUUUGGUAGUGUAAACUGUAAGAAUGUAAUUGUGAGAUCUCAUUAGAUAUAGUUGACAUAUUUUGAUGUCCAUUUUAAUUUAUUUGAUAUAAACCACAUUAAUAUUCCAUUGUUAGACAAAAAACAUCAUCAUUUCUACACAUCAUAAAACAUUUCAUUCAAUAAAUAAUUUGAGGGUCUAACUGUAUUAAUAUAACAAUAAAAUAUUCCAAGUAUGGAUCUCACUUUUAUAUUUGUGCAGUGUAAUUUUAUGUAAAUAGAUAUAGAUAAUAAUAUAUGUUGUGUAUAAAUUAAAAUAUUGUUACUUCUAUUUAUAUUAAGUUUAUAUGAUACCAAAAUUAUGAUUUUAGGCAGUUUGUAACAUUCUAAUAAAUGUAGAUUUUGCAUGUAUUGGUAGAAUGGUGAGCACAAUAUAUUAUUAUUAUUUAAAAGGUCAUAGAUGUUGCAUACAUAUGCAUUGGUAUUUGUUGAGGAAUAACAUUUCAUAUUAAACUUAAUUAUAUCUUGCUACAAUAACUAGAUGUAUGUCUAAUUGUAUAACAUUAUUUAAAAAAGUGCUUAUAAACUUCUCAAUAUUAAAAGAAAUAGAUUUUAAUAAAGAGGAAUAAACUGAUUAUGUUGCUAAAUUA